AUGUCCCUCGACACCAAAACCCCUCAAUUGUCUGUUAGCGAGCGUAGAGGCCAACGAUUGGCUCAUUUACAAACAAAUUUCAGUCGUCCAACCUCGCAAUUGCCUACUGUCGCAUCCUCUCGGCCGCUGCGUGUACGACCGUCAGACUACGAGGAUGUUCAAGAAGAACGAGUGCCUUUGCAACCGGCAAAUGUCAAACGGCAAUCGUCCAAGUCUAGCCUCCGCUACAUAUUCAGCCGUGAAAAGGCUCUUCGAAAGCCCACUGACUCGAAGCUCUCCGGCAUCGAUGAGGUGCAGAAUCUCAUGAAAGAUGCACAAGCUCCGAGUGAGACAACCGCUCCAUUAUCGCCAACUGCUUGUGCUACACCUCAGACCGCAACAACCGUCCCUACUCUCGUUACUUCCUCGCCAAUAGACUCGGAUCGAUCUAGGACGCCUUCCAAUCGACGACCAAAACCCCACGACCGCCAGCAGCUGGCCAGCGAUGUAGGGUGGAAACCCCCGCCGCUUUUCCAAGCCUAUCCACAAGCAAUCAAGCACACCACCCUUGAAGCUCCAGCUUUAUCUGCGGAUUCCAUUGUACGCCUUCACGCUACAUUCAAAGCAAAAGGAAGCAGCCUUGAGGAUCUUGAUCUACAUCUCACUCACUCAGCGAAUGGUGAACCUUCGGAGGAUCUUACAGCACGAAGGAGAAAGCUGGAGAAGGAAAGAAAGAAGUAUUUGCGAACGUUAUCCGAAAAUAUUGACAAGAACGAGUGGUCCCAGAAGGUCUACCUGCUUGCGACAUCUGGGUACAUUCUACAAUACUCAGGCAGGGGCAAACAUGACCGAUUACCGGAGAAAAUGCUUCUUCUGGGGCCUAAGUCUGUGGCAUUCGCUAGUGACGCGAUUCCGGGGAAACAUUGGGUGCUACAGGUGUCACAAACCGCUGAGGAGGAUGGCACAAAUCCUAUCGAAACAUCCAGGCCUAUUUUUUCACGUCUUGGGUUUCACAGAUCCCACGCUCGGCGGUUGGCACGCAAUUUUCUUCUAGUGUUCGAUGAUCCCGAUGAAAUGAGCGCCUGGCUGCUGGCUGUUCGGGCACAAAUCGAGACUCGCGGCGGCAAUAAGUAUGUGUCUGAAGGGGUCUUCGACGAAGAAAUGGAGUCUCAACUGCGAAGCACGCCCAGUAUGCGACAACUGAUAAAGAAGGAUCCCAACCGCUUUUCAACUAUGCUUCUCCAGCCGCAGCAAUCCGACAAAGAGUCGAGUGUCGGUGAUCAAUCCCGUCGCAACUCCUAUGUCUCUCUCCAUCGCCGGUCGAUGGUGAUCCAGCCCACACCGGAAUCCCGCGCUGGGUCAGUGUCCACUACUCAAACAGAGUCAAUUCCCACCACGGAAAAUCCGGGACGCUUUUAUGCUACGCUUGCCUCUCCUCCACUCUCUGAUGGCAAGGUCAUAUCCGAGGCUGCGUCUCCAGUGACAAGGCCUGCUAGUCCCACAUUCUCGAGCCCGAAAAAGAGACGGUCAAUGUUUCUUCCACAAACGACAAGUUCCGAGAUUGCUCAAAUACCCCGAGCCCAGUCGACCGUACCGGACGCUUACAUCCGAAGCACCUCCCCCCCAGCUCCUAACUUCAGCGUCCCAUCCUUCAGCAAGCGUUUCGCGGCACGUCAAGACAUCCCGCAGGUUCCUCAUUUGCCUUCUUCGGCUCACGGUGAUCAUCCGGACGACACUUCAAUGGAUACCCUAUCUAUUUUCUCAUCGCCGCCCCAAUCGCCUAGCCGACAAAUGCCCAGCAUUUCACAGAGAGAUCCACGCGACCACCGCCGACCAUCCAAUAGGCGCGACCUCCUCAAGCAGCAGCUUCGUGGGUCGAAUUCCGAAGAUUCGCUGGGACACGUCGGCCAAGAUCAAGAGUGUAUGCAUCUUCGCUAUUCGCAUUUUCCAGGAGAUAGUAUGCCGGCCUUGGCUACUGCCUCUGGUUUACUGCCUACAAGUACCCUAGCCAGCGUCCAACCAUCAGAACACUCCCUAAUUUCGCAAUUCCCUAAACCCGCAUCUGAGGUAAACAACACGUCCGACCAACACAAUCAACAAAUUCGCUCCUUACUUUACUACAAGCCUGAGUCUACCAGUCGCCCCUCAUCCAUCAUCAUAUCGCGACGUAAAAGCAUGUCCGGGCUCUCCAUCGGGCCACCAGUUGCACCUCCUCCGAACUGUCCCCUGCCAAAAAUCCCUUCUACAUUUAUCAAGGCUUCUGCGCAAUCCGGCUGGUCCAAACAGUCCGCACCAACAUCCUCUAUCGAAGGCUCCCAUGAAUCCUUGCCUACAUCCUCCCCUGAUUCCCCUCCUGGCCAUAUUCCAAAGACGACACGAAGCGUUUCCUCUCAUCAAAUGAUUCAUGGAAUAUAG
Molecule: messenger RNA, 2394 nt
Organism: Aspergillus ochraceoroseus IBT 24754
Lineage: Eukaryota; Fungi; Ascomycota; Eurotiomycetes; Eurotiales; Aspergillaceae
Product: peptidase family M20/M25/M40 protein
Exons: 1
Coding region: 1-2394 (797 amino acids)
Source: RefSeq, a predicted model, not a curated record